AUGAGAUUGUUGAGUGUUGAAUCCCCUGUUGAAGCUUCUAAGUUGAAGGAAUUUUCUUCUUGGGUUGCUUCAGUAGGUGAUGGAAUUGUUGAAGGUCCGAAUGAUGGUGAAGUCGUUAUUGAUCUUCCAUCUGAUGUUGUAUUGUAUAAUAAUGGAAAUCCUCUUAAAACCAUUGUUGAGAAGAUUUAUCCUUCUUAUAUGGAUCUUGAGGAGUUGAGCAAUUGUUUGCAUGAUCGUGUUGUACUUGCUCUCACGCUUGAUAUUGUUGAUGAGGUUAACCAGUUCAUGAUCGUGUUGGAUCAGUCUCAGGGUCGAGUGUAUUUGAGCUCUGAUGGCAUUUCAGCUUCUGAUUCUGCUUCGAAUGGGUCUGCUGACAUACAUUCAGUCGAAUUUUUGAAUUAUUUGAAGUGUUCAGAUUAG
Molecule: messenger RNA, 420 nt
Organism: Salvia splendens (bonfire salvia)
Lineage: Eukaryota; Viridiplantae; Streptophyta; Magnoliopsida; Lamiales; Lamiaceae
Exons: 2
Coding region: 1-420 (139 amino acids)
Source: RefSeq, a predicted model, not a curated record